This is a messenger RNA of Dendronephthya gigantea, 5431 nucleotides long. Its product is annotated as scaffold attachment factor B1-like. Gene Ontology annotation, biological process: regulation of mRNA processing; regulation of transcription by RNA polymerase II. Bases 71 to 3298 code for a protein of 1075 amino acids. Gene Ontology annotation, molecular function: RNA binding; sequence-specific DNA binding. The record is from RefSeq and is a predicted model, not a curated record. The transcript is spliced from 14 exons. Gene Ontology annotation, cellular component: nucleus. NCBI's taxonomy places the organism in Eukaryota, Metazoa, Cnidaria, Anthozoa, Malacalcyonacea, Nephtheidae.
CGGAACCGAACAUUCCACCUUCAUUUCGUUGCAAGAGGAAAGAAGCGUGUUUGUAAAACGUGUUUGGAAAAUGGCUUCUAUUGGGGGUAAAAAGUUAACCCAACUUCGUGUUGUUGAUUUGAGAGCAGAACUAGAGAAAAGAGGUUUGGACAAAACCGGUCUUAAGGGAGCUUUAGUGGAGCGACUGGAGAAAUCGUUGCUGGACGAAUCGGCAGAUUUAAACGAGUCAGCAGAGAAGGAAUGCGAGGGCAACGAAAAGGCAAACAUUGCUGAAUCCGAAGCCACUCAAACGCCAAACGGCAACGUGGACGGAGAUGAUGAAAUUCCAGAUGAUUUUUCAGGUUUCAUUGUGUUAGAUGGUGAUGACAGUGAAGCCGAGAUUGAUGAUGCAGAAGAAAAACAGGAGGGGCAUGGCAGUGAAGAAGUGGAUGAUGUUCUUUUGAGUGAGAAAAAUGAAGAAACUGAGAAUGAAACUGUUGAACAGGUUGAUGUAACAGAGGAGGAUAAACCAGAAAAUGACUUGGGAGAAUGUUCUCCAGAAUAUGAAUAUCAAGAUGAACCAGAGGUUGUUGAUGAAGGACAAGAGGAUGAAAACGAAGAAGAAGAGAUGGUUGAGGAAUCAAAUGUUGAACCUGAAGCAGAUGUGUCUACCACAAAACCAAGUGAAAAUCAAUUGUCGCUGUCAAUGUGUGUUAACACGGAUGAUGUUCAAGAUGAUCUGGAUGAAGAUUUGAAAGAAGUGGAUUACGACGAAGCUGUAGAAGACGAGGGCAUGGACGAAGAACAGCCGGUCGAAAAUGCUCAUGAAGAUGUCGAAAAAAUGGAAGCUGACGAAAAUGUUCCAGAUGAAGACGACGAAGCAUUAGCAGAGAGUCAGGAGGGAGAUCAAGAGAUGACUGUGGAUACUGAGGAAAAGACAGUUGAAGAGGACGAUGUGAAAGUCGAGGCUGAAAGCGAUAAAGAGGAAGCUGUUGAUAAGGAAAAGGAAGAAGAUGGGACUGAGGCUCAAACUGAGACAAAGGCGAAAGAAACUGAAAAGAAAGAGGCGAAAAAGGAAAGCAAAACCGAGGAGAAGAAAGACGAGAAAAAAGAUGGAAAACAAGUGAAGAAAGAAGAGCCAGCUAAGAAACCAGCAGUGAAGAAGGAUGAAAAGAAAGUAGAAAAAAAACCAGAGACCAAGGAUGAAAAGAAACCGGGCGAGAAGAAAAGUGCAGCAGAUGCAAAGAAAACCGGAAUAGAUGCAAAGAAGAAAGAAAUGGGAAAAAGUUUAUGGGUCAGUAACUUGUCCUCCAUGACUCGUGCAGCUGAUCUGAAGACAAGAUUUAGUCAGUAUGGAAAGGUUGUGGGUGCUAAGAUAGUAACCAACUCCAAAUCUCCUGGCGGUCAGUGCUUUGGUCUGGUUACAAUGUCAACCAGCGAAGAAGCUGCGAAAUGUAUCCAGCAUCUCCAUCGGACCGAAAUGCAUGGACGUAGUAUAACAGUCGAUCGGGCUAAAGGUGAUCGUCUCCCAACUGCCGCUGCAACAACUGCUAAAAAACCUGCUGCAAAGAAAGUUACCAAACCUGCGGCGACCAAAACAAAAGAUGACAAGGCAAAAGAUGAGAAAGCGAAGGACGACAAGGCAAAGGAUGAAAAGGCAGCGAAGAGUAAAGAUAAGAGCAGCGAGAAGAAGGCAGCUGACAUCAAGACAAAAUCGGAAAAAUCCGACGAGAAAUCAUCGGUUGUCAAAUCGGAUGGCAAGACGACUGCAAAGACUGGAAAAGAAAGCGAUGCGAAAGGGGAAAAGGGGAAAACCGAUAGUAAGACCACAAAAGCAAGCUCCGCGAAGAAAGACGGGAAAGAUGACAAGCCCUCUCAUCGGCGUUCCAGCCCUGCCAUCAAGUCCCUUGAAGAUGUGAGACGUGAGAAACGUGAACGUCAAGUGCGUGAAAGAAGAGAACGGGAACGACGGGAACGAGUACGUCGAGAACGCGAACGAAUUAUGCGUGAGAGAGCAAUGGAACGUGAACGCGAACGAAUUAGACAACGUGAGAGAGAAAGACGUCGUGUACAACUGUUACGCGAGAGAGAAGAACGCGAGCGUCAAGAACGGCUGAGAUUGGAACGCGAACGAAUGAGACAACGAGAAUUGGAACGUGAGCGGGAACGAGAGAGACAAGAGAGAGAACGUUUGAGACUCAUCCAAGAACGGCAGCUGCGUGAAGAUCGCGAGAGAUUGGAACGUGAACGUGAAAGGCUAGAACGUGAGCGCUUGCAGAGGUUGGAACGUGAACGAAUGGAACGACAACGUGCCGAAGAACGUCGUGGUGUGAAGCGACCCGGAGAUCCCUAUGCCAGAGAGAAAUCCCCAACACGUGGCCCUGGAUAUUGGCCUGAUAGUAAGAGACCUGCGACUGAAAGAAGUGGUGAUGGUCGAGAGUUCUUCAGUGGUAUGUCCAGUCGUGAUCGUGGUGCUCGCGAUCCCCCUGAAACAAGACCAGCUCCGAGCAGAGAACGCCGUGGUGAUCCUCGUGGUGACCCCCGUGGUGAUGCUCGUGGUGGGCACUCAGACCCGCGAAGCAGUCAUUCCACGCGUGAUGAGGUGCCACGUGAUGAACAUCGUCGUGCCGAGCGGGAUCGUCCGAGUGCAAGUCGAUCAACCCGCGAGUCCCCUCGUGAACGUGACUCGCGCGACCGUCGACCAAGCUGGGAACAUGGUGCCGAGAGCAGCAGCGACCCACAGAAAGGAUUGUCAUUGUUGUUACAACGUGCUGGCGUCAGUGGCAUCCUGGGAAGUGAAGUAAGCGGUCGUUCGAGUUUGACAAAACCAGUUGUUCCUGCUGGUAGUUCAUCAAGUCGCGACAGACCUGGAGAAAGUUGGAGUGAACGUAGCAGUGCUCAUGCUCGUCCUAUUAUGUCAUCCCACAGUUUGGCACCCCCCGGGAAUGCAACAGCUCGUGCUGGAAGACCUGUUGUGAGUGAGCCUGCACGUGGGUGGCCUGUUGAGAAAGAGCACGACAGAUCCCGGGAGCGUGAUCGUGGUGUUGCUACGCGAGAAAUGUCCCGUUCUGCUUGGAGUGCUUCUACAAAUCCUUCAAGCGCCAUGUUGCCUCCAUCUAUGGAUCGAUCUCGUACAGUAAUCCCACCAAGCCGUAGCUCGGCUUUGCCAACAAGAAUUAUCAGCCAACAUUCAGCCCCAUUGCCUAUGACUGUACCUAUUAUUGACAGCCGUCGUCCUGUCCCUAUGUCUGGUCGUGGUGACCCGUUCAGGGGUGCACCUGUGCCCACCAUUCCUCGUAGUGCCAUGAGACGCUAUUAAGAAAACAAACUUGAAGCAUUUUACUUUUUGACCAUUAGAACUUGACUUUUAACGGACAAUCAAGAAAUUAUUGGACACAACACAAAGUCGCAUUUCUGUUCUGGUGCAUUCUCAUGUAAUUGAACUUUAGAAUUAAAUGAGGAGUCGUCAUUUCCUCUGGUGCGACAUUUUAUUUGAACUUUGGAUAUUGAGAUAUGUUAUUGACGAAACCUGGUGUAGUGAAUUGCUCUGGUGUAGUGAAAGUGAAUCGAUUACAUUGGACUUCCAGUUUGGGCGGUGGAAAAGAGCCAGAAAAGCGAAAGUUUACACAUAUAUACGCGCACAUGUGGAAAAGUUUCGAAGAUCAAGCAAGCUCCUUCCAGUGGAAUGCAAGUGUUUAAACGACUCGUUACGUGAAGACGUUUGACUGAAGACAUGUCGUAUUUGUCCUUGGAGAACUAAAUGGGUUACUCGAAACGAUUUCAUUAUCCGAAUAGACAAGAUAUUCGUUCAUUUGUAGUAUGAGAUGAAUUAUCAUUCCAGAAUAUUUUUCUUCAUGAACAUCCUUGAAACUAUCAGCUCGUUUUUAAAAAUGCGCUACUUGCAUGAUUUUAGUAUUUUUAGAUCCAUAUGAGAAACUUAGGGUACGAGGUUGAAUGGUAUAGUUUCCUAAGUAACGCUUCGACCUACUCAUAGUGUUUGUAGCUUAUUGGCUUUUCAUACUUAAUGUAACGUGUUUUUAAACUUUCAGUGAUUCAAAUCCCUGCGUAUGCGUCGAAAUACAUUCUGUUUUUUGACCUGAAAUAAAAUAUAUGUGCAAGGAUUCCGUACAUUUCCUAGAAAUAGGGUUAACUAUUAUUUUGCCUCUAAACAAUGAAGUUUUCAAAGUAGAGUUGCGAUAUUGGAGAGCACAAACGGCGACAAAUUGUACGUUCGCAUGGUAAGUUAAUUACGCUUUCACCAAGACGGAAAUUGAGAAUCUGGCCUUAUCCAGUUUUCCGAAAGAACAUCGAAGAUAGAGGUAAAAUCCCAAAUAGCGCAGUUCCAUGCUAAUACGGUGCUACUUGCUACAGAACAGUCUACUGGGCGUGACCAAUCUGUGGUGCACAAGGGUUUGUUUUACUAAUAUCAGCAGCACCUUUUCUAAAAUUAAUAACAAUUUCGAAAAUGGAAAACCUAUUUUCCGCGUUAUCGUUUAGCAAUUGACAGUAAUGUUACCGGACAAAUGAUUCCUGAAUGAUAAUGUGACCAGAAUUAACGACGUAAAGAAGCGACUGCUUGUUCUAUCAAAUUGUGGUCUGUUAGUUAAAUUCCCAAUUGUGCCGACAUAAGAAAUAACCGAGACCAAGACAGAAAAUGAAAUCGAUUUGUAUUGUAUUGCAUUGUACUGUAUUGUAUUGUAUUCAACAAAAUGAUAAGAUCGGCUAAUGAAAAUUCGAUAUUUCUGUUCAUUCCAUUAUCUUGUAAAAGGUACGGUUUCUAUAGCAUUUCUCGUUUAGAAACCCGGCAUUACAGCAAUUCAGCCUGCCUUUAAGGAAUUAUUGGUUCAUUUUCACGUUAUCGGUUCGUCUAAUUCAGCAAGUUUUUAUCAAAGAUCAGGGGCGGGCAUAUCAGCAAGUCGAAAAGUUGCAGCUAGUCCAUAGCAUAUAUAAAAUGAUUUGAAUGCCUGGUUAUGGUAAGUAUAAAAUUGAAUUAAUUAUUGGUACAAAUUAAAACUACGUUCAUAUAAACUCAACUCUAAAUGAUUUUGCAAUCCUAAAUGAAAAGAAAAAGUAAAGAAAAAGUAAAAUAUAUUUAUUACUAUAAUGACUAAAGUCCAACUAAAUUAAAAAUAUCAAUUCAGCAAAAUAUUUAUUGUGAUCUUAAACACUGAGUAAGGUCAUAUUCAUGUUUGUUUGGUUAAAUGGAAAUUAAACGCCUCUGUUUAAAUAUGUAAGGCUAGGAUAUCGAAGAUUCGUAAGCCUCUUUAAUUAUCUUAUUUAUUUAAUACGAGCUGUGAAUAUUUUCAUCCAAUGCUUCGCCUUCGAUGUUAUAUGUAACUGGACUAUUCUCAUUCUCUUUUGAUUGAAGAAGACGAUUUAUGUUAAUAUGACGUAAAUGUGAAUAAUGAGGCCAAAUGUACGGUGUAAGAUAGAGAUAAUAAAGUUUUCUACA